Aspergillus wentii DTO 134E9 is the source of this 1379-nucleotide messenger RNA. RefSeq names its product NAD(P)-dependent oxidoreductase. Gene Ontology annotation, molecular function: NADP binding; NAD binding; oxidoreductase activity, acting on the CH-OH group of donors, NAD or NADP as acceptor. The record is from RefSeq and is a predicted model, not a curated record. NCBI's taxonomy places the organism in Eukaryota, Fungi, Ascomycota, Eurotiomycetes, Eurotiales, Aspergillaceae. The transcript has 5 exons. Bases 310 to 1251 code for a protein of 313 amino acids.
UCGUGGGGGAUUAUCUGUCAGUCUCACUCUAAAUAAUCGCUGUAAGGGAUAGCAUCAAGCAGCCACAUCCACCACGUUGACAAUAAGCCUCCCCCUCCAUAUCCACGUAGAUUCCCAGCAUCAACGGAAUCCUCCGUUCUCCUUUGAUAAUAAACAUCUCCAUCCCAAGUCCUCGACUUUAGAAUCCCCCUUUCGGCCGACACCGGGGAGCUCGGCUAUCGCUUCGAGACUAUUUAACGCCCUAUCUCCUUGAUAACGAUACUCUCCCCAUACCAAACAACAAUCCAAAGAAUAUAAAAGAAACAAAAAAUGACUCGAAUCGGCUGGUAUGGCCUUGGAUCCAUGGGCCUGGCAAUGGCCAGUAACCUGCAAAAACACCUCGUCUCCAAGAAGGCCCUGAAUAUGGUCUAUUCCAACCGUACGAUGGCGCGUGGGAACCCCCUCCAGGCCAUGGGCGCCGUCCCUGAGAUGAAUUUCGAGAAGCUCGUGGGUCAAUGCGGGAUUAUCUUCACCAUGGUCUCCAACGAUGCAGUCCUUCAGAGCCUAAUCUCCUCCGCUCUGGGAUCGGGACAGUCGCUUCGUGAUAAGAUCUUUGUCGAUUGCUCGACGGUUCAUCCGCAGACGGUGGGACUUACCGUGGCCAAAUUGAAGGAAAAGGAGGCCUCGUUUCUGUCGGCGCCCGUGUUUGGUGGGAAUCCGAUCGCUGUCGAUGGGAAGCUGGUCUUUGCCAUUGGAGGGCCGAGGAAGGCCGCUGAAGUGGUGAAGCCGUUGAUUCAGGAUGUAAUGGGUAGACGGGUGAUUGAUUGUGGUGAGGAUGCGACCAAGUCUUCCAUGCUGAAGAUUGCUGGAAACAUCGUCACGGUCAACAUGAUGGAAGCUGUCGGAGAAGCCCAGGUCUUUGCAGAACGCACAGGAUUAGGGACUGGUCCUAUGGAAGAGCUCAUCGGCGAGGCAUUUGGACCUGUAGCAGGUGGUUAUUCCAAGAGAUUGACAACCGGAGCCUAUGCACCACCUUUGGAUUCUCGUCCCGGAUUUGGGGUAUCCCUGGCCAUCAAGGACGCAAAACAUGCAUCCACCAUUGCUAAAGAACAUUCAGUCGAGCUCCCGGGUCUUCAGGUGGCUCAGGAGAACAUGGAGGCAGCGAGGGAAUACGGUGGAGAGUGCCUGGAUAGCAGCUCCAUGUAUGGAAUUCUGCGCCAGAAAGCCGGCAUGGAGUUUUGGAAUGAGAAGAGCAGAAAAGGAGGAUCAUAAACGAAGAAUAUAUAAACAUUUCGUAUUCAAAAAGGUGGUCGAUAAUAUAUAUUUAUUUGUAAAUAGUCACCAAAAGAAGAAAAACAUAGACUUGUAGUCCAGGAUACCAGCCUAACUUAUGUUCACCA